This is a messenger RNA of Toxorhynchites rutilus septentrionalis, 2568 nucleotides long. RefSeq lists its product as uncharacterized. Gene Ontology annotation, molecular function: serine-type endopeptidase activity. The transcript is spliced from 3 exons. Gene Ontology annotation, biological process: proteolysis. The record is from RefSeq and is a predicted model, not a curated record. Bases 88 to 2529 code for a protein of 813 amino acids. NCBI's taxonomy places the organism in Eukaryota, Metazoa, Arthropoda, Insecta, Diptera, Culicidae.
CAGCAAGUGAAAACAAUAACCGUUUCCCCAUUACAUUGGUCGUCGGCAUGGAUUCUGGUACUCUCGCUGGUGACGGUCCAAUCCCAGAUGACCGAGCGACACUUGCAAAGCUCAAGCUUCGUCUAUCACAAGAAGCCGGGAACAUCCAACAUGGUGGAUUGCGAUACCAAUGGAAUGAUGUGCACGGCUCAGGAGAAAUACUGUGGCGCCUUCCACAUUGGCAACAACUAUUUCGUGACCGGAGCGCAUUGCCUGGUGGCCACGGAUGGAAACAUCCGCGAUCCGUACGAGCUGGACAUUGUCGGAGUUGGCCUCACGGAAGUUAAAUUUGUGAUGCAUAAAAAUUACGCGCCACGUACCGGGAAUGACGUUGCGUGGGUUAAAAUUGUGAAACCAAUUGGUGUGAAUGAUUACAUUUUAGUCGCUGAUAUUCACCCGUAUAAAUGUCAAAAUUUUGCCCUCGAACUUCACGAUCCAAAUGCGCAAGGACUGCGAUCCGGAUUCCGAUGGAUUGCUGAGAACUAUGGUAGAAAACAUAGCUACAAAGUAAGGAACCAUAGACCGGCUGGUAGGACAUUUCGUUACCGUCGUGGGCAUACAAACGCAGAAAUUGUGACAUUUUGCAAUACGGUUAAAGAUAAGGACAAACACGAAUUGCACUACAUUUUUAUGGGAUUUCGUGAUGGAGAAUUAUUUCAGACCGAUUGCCACGUAGCGAAAUGCUCGUAUAUUUCGCCAGAAAACAUGCAAGCACCUCCAGUGGCUGACAUUGGAAUCACAACUAUACCAGUAACAACCGAAGUGAUUGUGAUCAGCAGCUCCGAAGAAAACGAACCUAACGCGGGAAGCUCCAGGUCGGAUUCCGCUAGCUCGGGUUCGAAUUCCGUCGAGAGCAAUCCAAAUGUUGUCGAAAAAGAUCCCAAUAGAAUCCCAAUAGUUGACCGGAAUUCAAAUUUCGUGAACAAAUAUCGCGAAUUUGUCAAUUCUUUUCCGGAUAUUACCGGUUCAAGUCCAGGCAUCAUCGCGCAAGAACCUAAGUACAACCUAUCAGGCCCGAACUACACCAUACCGCAUCCGAGCUACGAGAAAUCUGCUCCAGUUCCCGGUCGUUCAGGUCCGAAACACUUUGUGAACAAGGAUUUAGAGUAUGUCAACUCUGAGUCGGACUCCAGUAACUCAGAUUCCACCAAUUCCGAUCCAAAAUUGCCCGAUCCGGGUCCGAUUUCUGUGAAUUCAGUUCCGGAUUUAGAUAGAGCAAGACCGGAUCACUUGAAACGAGGUCCGACUUUCGUCCAGCCUCAUCCAACCUACAACAUAUCAGGUCCUGAUUUUAAGCAAUCUCUUCCAGAUUUUGUGAACAAAGAUCUUGAGUACAUCCACUCUGAACCAUACUCUGAAAACUCUGGUUCGAACGAUGUCGAGGAUUUGCAUUACGUCCAAUUGGAUCCUGGUCCCGGUAUUGUCGAUUCAGACUCGAACAUCGUCAGUUCUGACGCCAACCCGGACAACAAAGAACCUAGCAAAGAUGAACGCUCGCGGGAGUUCUCCGCAAAUGACACAGUUAUCGACCUUUCUACGGUACCACCAAAAGAAGCAGAAGUUGACAGUGUUGUCGAUGAGGCUAACGAAUGCGAAGAUGAUGAGGACAAAGGUGAUGACGAUGGAGACGAAGACGAUGGUGAUGGUAAACAUUUAUCACCAGUCAAAGCAGCACCCCAACGAAUUGCGGCAGUGUCUGGUUUUAGAACGCGAUCUCCCGUCAGAAUCGAUCAUUUCGGUAUUGCAACCGAACAACCCUGGUUGCAACUGUGGAAACAGCGAAUGUCAUCAUAUUUUGUCAAGCGCACACCAGAGGUUGCGAGAUCCGCAGGAUACAAACCACCGGAAGAGAAACCCAUUAAACAUUCAAUCCGCCAGUUCGUCACCAGAGUUCGUCCAACAGCUGCCCAGAAGCCUUUACUGAGAUCGUACGAGAAAGUUCCCAUAAGCCUGGAAAUUGUUGUAGAUAUCGAUUCUUCCAAAGAGAAUGAAGAAGUGUACAAGGAAGAUGUUAUUCGGAUAACAGAAGAAAAUAUCACCAACAUCCCACUGGUGAUCCCGGACAUGCUCAACUCACCAACUGAUCUUCCGGAUGUUUUAGAUCAAAAUUUUGACAAAGAACCCAAACUUGGGGAAGCCAAUGAAGAUGAAGUCGACACGCGUGAGCUUCCCAGAAGUUUCGAAUGGCCGCCAACGUUCUCCGAUAAGGACGGUCUAGAAUACUUCGACACUCGUGUAUUUUCUGACCAAAAUCGGGGGCAUUUUGGGACAAACUUCACCCCCAAUUUGGUACCAUGUGAUUACACGCAAGAGCAGGAUGUACACAGAAUCAGGACACUGUCGUACAAAGUUACGAAGAUCAAAGGCCCGAGCAGUGCAACUGGAGAGAACCUGACACGGCGGAUCAGCGGAUCCGCUUCACCAAAGGAGUCUAGCUUACUAUAUGGGAGGCUUACUGUCGCAAUAGUGGUUGCGGUUGCAAUAUUGUGAAUCAAAUUAUGGAAUAGAAUCUGUUUUAUUUUAGUAAAA